GUCGUUCAUGAUGAUUUCAUCGCGAUGCUACUACUCCCUCGCCACCGACUGCCACCAACUCGUGCUAAUUCCAACCUAUCAAACGAAGUCAAAGUUCACGCUGUAAAGGCACGCCCCAGCAGACCCUUUUCGAGCAGCGUGUGCAGCAGGCUCACCUACGACCGGGAUUGACAGAAGUGAAGCCAAGAGUCUACAACUGCCAGUGUGCAGGUCACGUCUGCCUAGACUAAGAACCUCGUCCGUUCCUGACCGCUUACGAUGCCAAAUCAAGUGUCUGUGCCUUUCAAGAAAACCUAUACGGUCGAGAUCCGACGAGCUGUGCGGGAGUACAUAUUCAAGAACCACACGGACACUCACCCUGACGCGUUCCGAUGGGACAUCAGCCGCUGGGAGUCCCUACGCAAGGACGGAGUAGGCGGUGUUGUUCAUGUUGACAGAGUGAAAUCGGCAAUAAGUUAUCAUGCACAACUUGUAUUUAUCUUGACCAAACUACCAGCCGAUAUUGGGCUGGAGAUUGCAUAUGCACCGGUCUUUGCCCCCAAUGCGCUCCCAGUCACGCUUUCAAAUUUGAUCUUCGAACGAGCUGGCGUGUUAUUCAAUCUCGGAGCCUUGUUCUCUCAACUGGCCGCUGCGGAGGACCGCUCAACAGCCCAAGGCCUCAAACAAGCGAUUGCUUAUUACCAGAGCGCCGCGGGAACAUGGAGAUACCUUGCUUCGUCUGUAGUACCGCAAUUGAGAGCCUCUGUUGCUGAAGACGACAUGCCUGAAGAUCUUACGGAGGCCUUUGUCACAAGCCUGGAAUCACUGAUGCUAGCACAGGCACAGGAAUGCGUGUGGCAAAGGGCUGUGAUGGAUAACUACAAGAAUGGACUCAUCGCCAAAUUGUCCAUGAAGGUUUCUUCCUUCUACGGAGACUCCCUCACGACGAUCAGAGGAGCGUCAUCCAUCCGGCAUGUGUUCCCGUCGCACUGGUUAGCCCACCUCGAAACAAAACAAUUGCACUUCGAGGCAGCUGCACACUACAGGAAGAGCGUGGAGGAUCUAGAGGCCAGCAGGUACGGUCAUGAGAUAGCACGCCUAACGCAAGCACAAGCGGCAGCUAAGAAAGGCAACGAUAUCGCCCGGCGCGGGGGUGUCACGCCUUCUGUCUUCCAGGACGUCAAGUCCCUGCUUGACACAGUUCAGAAGAAUUCCGCUCGCGCAGAACGUGAUAACGACCUCAUCUAUCACCAAGAUGUGCCUUCUUCGACAGCCUUGCCUCAGAUACAAGGGGUGUCUAUGAUCCAGUCCUCAGUUCACACAGCGUUGACGGACCCUAAGACUGUCAUCGGCGAUGAUGGUGUGAUAUUUGCUGAGCUGCUCGGAUGGGGUGCAAGGGUGGCGAUAGAUAUUUAUAAUGACAGACGGCAGAAUUGGAUCAAAGAGGAAGUCUUAGACAGGGCUCAGCAGCUUGAUGACGUCGCCACGAAGACCCUCGAAUCGCUGAACCUUCCUGCAGCCUUAGAGGCGCUGGAGCGGCCCGUAGGUUUGCCCCCAAGCCUAUUGCAGAAGGCGGAAGAGGUACGAACGGAUGAUGGACCGACAAGGAUAGAGACGUCGACAGAGAAUGUCCGAAAGCUUGCACAGCAAGAUAUGGACAUAUUAAAUGAGGCUAUGGACAUCCUGGACCAAGAAGCGGAAGAAGAUGAGGCCUUCCGAGCUGAAGCCAAAGCGGAUAGGCCACCGUCCCACGAAUCCAACAAGGAGUUGACAGCGAAGGCCGAGCGCUACCGGAGCAUCCUGGAUCAGGCGUCUGAAAGCGACGAACACGUCAGGCAGAAGUGGGAUGAAUGGGAGAAGAAUAUAGUGGAAUUCACAUGGGACGAGGCACAGCUCGAGGCGUCCAUCCCGUCAUCAACCGUGUCACUCUCUCGACCAUCCUCGAGGUCCGGCACCAAUCCGACACAGACGCACGCCCGCGCUCUGCGGGUGCUUCUGGAAUCUCUGGAUGAUGUGACGCGAAAGCGAGAGGAUCAUGUCAGGCGUGCUACUCGCCUUGCAGAAUCUGAAGAUAUCACUUCUCGGAUCAUCAAGGCAGCUAAUGCCAUCGAACAGUGGGUCGAGGUUCAGCCGGCUAGAUUCGAAGAUGUGCUGGAGGAGGAACUCGCAAAGUAUAACAAGUUCCGCGUGGGCAUGGAAGAGACUGCGCGCGACCAAGGGUCGCUGUUGCAGCAAAUCAAGGAGCGGAACGAACUGUUUUUGCAGUCUCGGAGAGAAGACACGAGUAUCAAGGAGCGUGAACAUGCGUUGCAGUCACUAGAUCUCGCGUAUCACAAGUAUAAGGAGAUAACGCGGAAUCUCGACGAAGGGUUGAAGUUCUACAAUGAUUUUGCGACUAUCCUGACACAGUUCAGAGACACGUGCAAAGACUGGGUCAAUAUGCGGAAACGCGAAAUCCACAACCUCACGAGGGUCUUGAGUUCAGUGACCUUGACACCGCCUGCGACUCCUGCUUCUCCUCCAGGGGACCUUGCUGCGCAACGUCCAGAAGAGGAACAGCCGCCUGCCGAACCUCCUCGUGCCCCAGUGUUAGGUCUUCCUCCGCCAGAUUCCGAUGAGUGGGAGAGUAUGGAACUACCUCCUGCACCAGCUCUGCAUAACUCAAAGCAUCGCCCCCGAGGAUAAGAUACGUGGUUCUGGGCUAAGAAGGUCAUAUGGGUUAAUGUGACUAUGUAUGUAUCUUGAUCGUAUGCAUGGCUGAUCCACUGUGUGUCGCUUAGGAGAGAAUGGGUGAUCGUCGGACA
Rhodofomes roseus is the source of this 2783-nucleotide messenger RNA. Its product is annotated as BRO1-domain-containing protein. The record is from RefSeq and is a predicted model, not a curated record. Bases 259 to 2664 code for a protein of 801 amino acids. Gene Ontology annotation, molecular function: protein binding. Gene Ontology annotation, cellular component: endosome. Lineage: Eukaryota; Fungi; Basidiomycota; Agaricomycetes; Polyporales; Fomitopsidaceae. The transcript has 16 exons.